GUGCGACGCUUGGCAGAUCGGGUGGCGAUGGUGUCUUCUGAAGUUUUCGGACUACCGGAGGGAUGCUCACCUUCCAAGAAGCCGCGACAGAUCAAGUCUCGGAGUUCACUGGUGGGAUUCUGUCUCCUGUACCCUGUAUUCUGCUUCCUCGUUCUGGCACCUCAGACUGAAGCCUCCAAGGUACGGUGUGGCCGGGAAUUGGUGGAGGACCUGCAUUUCGUGUGUGGAGACCGCGGAUUCUAUUUCAGUAAACACUACGGUUCCCGUUAUUCAAGUCAAGUACGGGUCAAAGGCAUCGUGGAGCUCUGUUGUCUCCGGGGAUGUGAUCUGCAGCUGCUGGAGGCCUAUUGUGCCAAACCAAAGAAGACAAAGAGGGCCGCAAGGGACCUGGCGAGAAUCCCAAGGAAUCAGAAGAAUGAGGAUGGUCACAUACAGAAGACCUUGCAAAGGAUUACUGCCCCCCAUAGAAUGAUCUCUAAGGUUUCAAGAUUUAAGAAGCUAUUCCAGUCAAAGAAGCAGAGAAUGUCUCCUUUUCUUCAGUCCAGUAGAAGGUUCAGGAAAAUUGUCCAGUUGAUGAACACAUAGAGCCAGCUGAUUUAGUGAGAAAAAGUCCGGACUAACCUAGAGACGGAGUUCUGGCAGCACCUUUCUUUAUUACAAAGUAUGUAUUUGUAAACGCGGCUUCUUUACAGAUUUUGACAUUGUUCCCAUUCUGUACGCAGAAGUGAAAAGAUCAAACUCAUAUCUAUUCAAACACUGACAUACUGUGUUUGUAUGAAA
Messenger RNA from Erpetoichthys calabaricus (reedfish), 780 nucleotides. Its product is annotated as insulin-like growth factor I. Gene Ontology annotation, cellular component: extracellular region. Bases 28 to 585 code for a protein of 185 amino acids. Gene Ontology annotation, molecular function: hormone activity; growth factor activity. The transcript has 4 exons. The record is from RefSeq and is a predicted model, not a curated record. NCBI's taxonomy places the organism in Eukaryota, Metazoa, Chordata, Cladistia, Polypteriformes, Polypteridae.